AUGGAUAAUCAUAACUAUAAUAUAGUUCCAUUGCCUUUUCAUUUAAUAUCAGAUGAUAGAUUAAAUAAAAUAUCACACCCAUUUUUUAAAAGAGAUUUAAUAAGGUCACAAAACCAAUUUCAGCAACUACCAAUACCUCAAUACCAAUCAAACCCUCCUCAAUCCAAUAGACACUACUAUGACCAGCAAUAUCAUUAUAACAACUAUCAUCAUCAACAGCAACAAGCACAGCCACAACCACAAUAUGACAAUAACAUAUACCCACAACAAUAUUAUAACGAUGUGUAUUAUAAUGAAGAUGAAUAUUAUAACCAAGAUGAAUACUAUAAUCAAGAUGAAGAAACCAAUGAAAAUCAAUAUUAUGAUGAAGAAAAUCCCGAAAAUAAUAUCCAAUAUACUUUAUCAGAUGAAGCAAUCGAAAUGUUUGCUAAAACUGAAAUGAAAAGAAGAGAAGAUAAAAAUAACAAAACUAUUAACAAAAACAAUAAUGACACUUCAUCGUCUUCGUCAUCAAAACUAAUAUUAGAUAAUAUUAUAAACCCAGCAGAGCAAUCGCCAAUCCAAAGAAACUAA
Molecule: messenger RNA, 573 nt
Organism: Dictyostelium purpureum
Lineage: Eukaryota; Evosea; Eumycetozoa; Dictyosteliales; Dictyosteliaceae
Exons: 1
Coding region: 1-573 (190 amino acids)
Source: RefSeq, a predicted model, not a curated record